Pneumocystis jirovecii RU7 is the source of this 216-nucleotide messenger RNA. RefSeq lists its product as uncharacterized. Lineage: Eukaryota; Fungi; Ascomycota; Pneumocystomycetes; Pneumocystales; Pneumocystaceae. The record is from RefSeq and is a predicted model, not a curated record. Gene Ontology annotation, cellular component: mitochondrial inner membrane. Bases 1 to 216 code for a protein of 71 amino acids. The transcript has 3 exons.
AUGAAAACAUCUAGUAGAGCACAUUUCCACCCACCAGCAAAGGUAAAUAUAUUAUUUGAAACUUCAAAACUCAUUGUUAAGAUCCAUACUGUACUUUCUCAAAUUCUUGGAGCUUCUAUGUGGUUUUUCAUACUUUAUAGGAUGAAACAAGAUGGACCCGUUAUUUUGGGCCUUAAACAUCCCUGGGAAGACCAUAAAUCAGAUGAAAAACAUUAA